AAAGUUGCUAACACAGUCACGCGCUCAGGCUCCUACCUGACGGACUGAAUUCUGCUCGGUCGAGCUCCCAACAUCCACAGUCCAGUGUACAGUUAGUUUGCUCUUUUCAGUUUGCCAAAGGGGACUCUCGGGCUGGCUGAGAGCUGAUAGAGUCGCAGCUUCAUUCCAGCGCCAGCAGCACGCGCGUUGAUUCCUCCCCCGUGUUAUUUUGUCUUCCCCCCCCCCAAUCACUUCCUAAUUUGUUUAUUUUUUGAAGAGACACAACAUUGCGCAAUGUUUCCAGUUCCAUUUUUAACUUUUGCCGUUUAAGGAAAUGACGAGACAUUUUCAGUGCGUGUUGAAUUGUUGAUCCAUUCGGUUGGCAACCAAAGGUGAUUGACGAAAAUACUUUGAUAAUUGCAGGUAUAGUUGGAAAACAAUCAAGUGGUCGAUGGUUCGAAUCAAGAUGCUGAGGGUAGUCCUAAAAGCCGUGGGUCUGAGGGGACGGUGGACGCACUGGAAUAGCUGGAAGGGAUGGCUAUACUUGGCUCUAUUGGUAUUCAUCUCCGGUCGCCUCUUCGUCAGUCAAGGGUUUUCGUUAACCUUGACUCCAGCAGCAGCAACAACAACUUUGGAGAAAACGGACUCGGUCGGCGACAACAUCAACAACAUUGCCCCCAAGAAUCACGGCGACCGGGGGUUGAAGAUGGCCGUUGUCGCCAGUACCUGGUCCAGCAGUCCGGUUAUUGGCCACGGCCCAAAAAGUCAGGAGGACAUUUCGUCUGGCAACCAGUUAUUGUUGCUGCUGCACACGGGCAACCAGACUAGCCGGCCGCUAGUCAUUCCCACCACGGAAGACAAUUCCAAAUAUUGGAAUCCGGUGCCUCCGUCGAAGAAAACUAACGACGACGUCGAUAAUGAGACCCAUCAACAGAGACAUAACCAAGACAGCGGCAGCGGCAGUUUGUUAGAAGAAAAAGAGCGGAGGUACUGGCUAAGGUCGGAGCGGAUCAAACGAGUUUGUCGCAGCCGGGGCGUCGUCUCUAAUCCACUCGUCUACGCAAACAGCAAAAACGAGACCCGGCCAGUUCGUUCACCCAAUUCCAAAAACUCGCCAGUUUCUCUGAGCGUGGAGAACCCGGUCACAUCUCAUUUCUCGAUGGCGCCGACAUUCCAGACGAUGGGCUGCUUUCUCAACAAAGUCGCCUCCUCAUCUUUGGUCUCGGCUUUCCUUUUGCUCCACGGACUGGGACCAACUUUUUCUAGUCCACACAGUUUGACGUCUCACCUUCUUCCCAGGUCGCUAGAAGAUUUCCAGUUUGCCAAUCAAACCUUUUUCAAAUUCAUGUUCGUUCGCCAUCCGAUGGACCGGAUGCUGUCCUGCUACCUGGACAAAAUGGUCGAAAGUCCGCACUACAGUUUGCCGGCUUUCCGCAACUACGUCAGAAAUAAAGCGCGCCAGGUCAUGAUGAAACGACAACGGGCGGCGGCUCAGAUGCAUCAACAACGCGAUCGAGCAGCAUCAGCCAAUCUUGUCAGCAGCACACGGCAGAGCUUCAAUACAAAGCCUCAGCUCCGGAGUCUUUUGUCGUUGAACGACGGAGGAGCUCCGACGGUGUGGAACCGGCCCGAUUCUCAAAUUAUUUACGGCCGCCAGGUCGGAGGAAAAGGAUAUGACACGGCGAAAAUCGAAGCCGUCGCCGCCAACGACGACAAUGAAAUAGAAACGAAGAAAUUACAGCCCCGUUACGUCGUCGGCCAGCAGCAGCAGCAUUCACCUGCCGACUCGGCCGCUGUACAAACCCUGGAAAAGGUGGCCGCACCUUUACCAAAGACCAACAUCACAGAAGUCAAACCUACUUUCGAAGAAUUCCUCGAGUUUGUCUUAGACACCGACCUGCUAGGCAUUGGAUACGACUCCCAUUGGGUCCCGUUCCAUCGCUAUUGCAGUCCUUGCAGCGUUCCGUACCAUGUCAUAGGCAAGCUGGAGACCGCCGCCGACGACUUCCAAUACAUCUGGGACAAAACGGGAUUGGGCACGCAAGUUCCUGUUCCGUGGAUUAAUCGAAACACCGCCCCGUCCAAGUCGAAAAUCGCGCUGGAGAAAAAGUAUUAUUCUUCCCUGCCGAGAGACUUGAUUCUACGGUUCUAUGAUGCCUUCCGGAUGGAUUUCGAGCUCUUCGACUACAGCAUCAACGACAUUCUCGUCAAAGCUGGAUACCGGACGAUAUAAAAGAAUAAACUAGUUUUCUGACAGCGCCAGCACAAUUGCGUGUGAUAGAGAGAUAUAGCGGUAUUUUUUUGGAAUUUUCGGGGUGAAGGAUUCUGGUUAUUUGCUGGUAAAAAAAAAUUGCGAAAAGGUGGCUUAAAACAAAAAAUCUAGUUCUCGUCCAAUUACACACAUCGUGACUUGUAUACACACAACAUAUGUAUACCGUUCUCCCUCAUAAAGCUUAGAUGCGCGUUUAGCGACAGCGCACUUAUAUUUCUGGCUGCAGCAAAACUGCACAUUAAAUUGUUUAUUUUCUCUAUCAGAAGAAUCAUGAUGCGGUAUAUACGUAUAACUAUGUAGAAUUGAUAUGAAACUAUCUGCUGCCCGACCUGCUGAUGCCUCUCCCUUUUCGCCUAUAAUAACCAGCACACACCAACUUGAAAUGGUGAUCUAGGUUAUACGGUUUCACUUCCCGGAUCGCCGCCGUCAAACCGUUAAGUGAAACUCGAGCAAGCGUGUAGAAUUAGACUUCAGUUUUUAGUAUUAUACUUGAACGAAUUCGUGUUUCGGAAACAUCUCUUGUCUAUAGGCUACUACCCCAAUGUGGUCACACACGCAAAUGAAUUUUUUUUUUUAAUUGUACAAGUCUUCAUGUUCCAGUGACCUUGUUGAAUGUGUUUAUUAUUUUGUGCUUGUUUUUUUGGCGCUGCUUUUAAAAAUUUGAUGAGAAGUGGACGACACAACUUUUUUGAAAGACAAAAUUCUGUGUGGAUUUGCCGUGGUAUUGUUAAAUAUUUUAAUUGCCAUACAAAUAUACUGUAUAUCAUAU
Molecule: messenger RNA, 3020 nt
Organism: Daphnia pulex (common water flea)
Lineage: Eukaryota; Metazoa; Arthropoda; Branchiopoda; Diplostraca; Daphniidae
Exons: 7
Coding region: 431-2212 (593 amino acids)
Biological process (GO): carbohydrate biosynthetic process
Cellular component (GO): membrane
Molecular function (GO): sulfotransferase activity
Source: RefSeq, a predicted model, not a curated record